AUGGGCAAGAUGGACAAUGCAUCUGUGGAGCUGAAUUCUCCCUCCGAGCUGAAGCAAGCAGCCCUAGAGGAGUCGGAGCCCAUCGCCCCAGAGGCCAUGAAAACCAAGAAGAAGAAGGAGAUCCCAGACAGAGGUUCCUGGAAGGGGAAAUUUGACUUCUUGCUGUCCUGCGUAGGCUAUGCCAUUGGGCUGGGCAAUGUCUGGCGCUUCCCGUAUCUCUGUGGCAAGAACGGAGGAGGGGCCUUCCUCAUUCCCUAUUUCCUGACGCUGGUGUUUGCUGGGAUUCCCCUCUUCCUGCUAGAAACUGCUCUUGGCCAGUAUACCUCUGUGGGUGGACUGGGAGUCUGGAAAUUAGCACCAAUGUUUAAAGGUGUGGGGCUGGCCGCUGUGGUUCUCUCUUUCUGGCUGAACAUCUAUUACAUUGUUAUCAUUGCCUGGGCACUCUACUAUCUCUUCAACUCUUUCACUGCGGACCUGCCAUGGCAGAACUGUGGGAACGCCUGGAACACUGAGCGCUGCUUCUCCAACUACUCCCUGCGUGACACCGCCAACCUCACCAGCGCCGUCACCGAGUUCUGGGAGAGGAACAUGCAUCAGCUCUCUGGAGGCCUGGGGGAACCAGGCAAUGUCCGCUGGCCGCUCGCUGGCACCCUGGCUUUGGCCUGGGUUCUGGUCUAUUUCUCCAUCUGGAAAGGCGUGGAGUGGACUGGAAAGGUAGUGUAUUUCUCAGCCACCUACCCUUACUUCAUGUUAUUUAUUCUUUUCUUCCGUGGAGUCACCCUACCAGGAGCCAAGGAGGGAAUCCUCUUUUACCUCACACCAGACUUCAAAAAACUCUCUGAGUCUGAGGUCUGGAUGGAUGCAGCCACACAGAUCUUCUUCUCUUAUGGACUGGGGCUGGGCUCCCUGAUUGCACUAGGAAGCUACAACACUUUCCACAACAACGUCUACAGAGACUCUAUCAUUGUCUGCUGUAUAAACUCCACCACGAGUGUAUUUGCUGGAUUUGUUAUUUUCUCUAUUGUUGGCUUCAUGUCUCACAUCACAAAGAAGUCAGUCUCAGAGCUGGCCUCUUCAGGCCCUGGACUGGCUUUCCUUGCCUACCCACAGGUCGUCACACAGCUGCCCUUGUCCCCGCUCUGGUCAAUUCUCUUCUUCUCUAUGUUAAUGAUGUUAGGUCUGGAUAGUCAGUUCUGCACUGUGGAAGGGUUCAUUACAGCCCUGAUGGAUGAGUACCCUCAUCUCCUGAGAGCCAGGAAGAAGGUUUUCAUUGCAAUAGUCUGUUUGAUCUCUUACCUCAUUGGAUUCUCCAAUAUCACCCAGGGUGGCAUUUAUGUCUUCAAGCUGUUUGACUAUUACUCAGCCAGUGGCAUGUGUCUUCUCUUUCUUGUCUUCUUUGAGACCAUCUCGAUUUCUUGGUGUUACGGUGUGAACAGAUUUUACAAGAAUAUCGAAGAAAUGAUUGGCUACAAACCUUGCAUGUGGUGGAAGAUCUGCUGGGCCUUCUUCACACCUCUUGUCUGCUUGGGUGUGUUCUUCUUCAGUGUGGUAGAAAUGACCCCUCUGACACUGGGAAAAUAUGUCUAUCCUGCAUGGGGACAAGGCAUUGGUUGGCUCAUGGCUCUGUCGUCCAUGGUACUGAUCCCAGGAUACAUGCUGUACAGUUUCUUCACCUCAAAAGGGACUCUCCAGCAGCGUUUCCAGCAGAUGACACAGCCCAAGCCAGACCCAAGCAUGCAGAAUAAUGGCCUCCAGCCAAAGACGUCAUUGAAUGGGAGACCCUUGGAUGCUGCUGUCUAG
Dromaius novaehollandiae (emu) is the source of this 1800-nucleotide messenger RNA. Its product is annotated as sodium- and chloride-dependent GABA transporter 1-like. Gene Ontology annotation, biological process: neurotransmitter transport; sodium ion transmembrane transport. Gene Ontology annotation, molecular function: gamma-aminobutyric acid:sodium:chloride symporter activity. Gene Ontology annotation, cellular component: plasma membrane. The record is from RefSeq and is a predicted model, not a curated record. The transcript has 14 exons. The coding region runs from base 1 to 1800 and encodes 599 amino acids. Lineage: Eukaryota; Metazoa; Chordata; Aves; Casuariiformes; Dromaiidae.